Molecule: messenger RNA, 3416 nt
Organism: Betta splendens (Siamese fighting fish)
Lineage: Eukaryota; Metazoa; Chordata; Actinopteri; Anabantiformes; Osphronemidae
Product: forkhead box protein K2-like
Biological process (GO): regulation of transcription by RNA polymerase II
Molecular function (GO): protein binding; RNA polymerase II cis-regulatory region sequence-specific DNA binding; DNA-binding transcription factor activity, RNA polymerase II-specific
Source: RefSeq, a predicted model, not a curated record
UCGCCCCUCUUUUUUUCCUCUUCUUCGCGGCGGUGGGUCGGAGCCGCUGUGUCCCCGGUCUGGCACGUUCCUAGCCAAAUUCUCCACGGUGUAAAUUGGACCCCCCUUUUUCCACAUAACCAAAAAAGCAUCCCCUCCUGCAGUCCCCGCAACCGCUCACACGUUCGCGCGUAACACACACCUCUAAAUCUCCAGCAGAUACCUCAGAAGAUGGCGGUGGUAAGCGGGACGUCAGGGUCGGCGGUAGCCCGGCUGGAGGGCCGAGAAUUCGAGUAUCUUAUGAAGAAAAGGUCGGUAACCAUCGGCCGGAACUCCUCGCAGGGCUCCGUGGACGUUAGCAUGGGACACUCCAGCUUCAUAUCAAGGCGGCACCUCGAAAUAUUCACCGCAGGGGAGGACGGCACGGGCACAGGGGAGUUCUACCUCCGAUGCCUCGGAAAAAACGGGGUGUUUGUUGAUGGGGUGUUUCAGAGAAGAGGGGCUCCACCUCUCCAGCUCCCACGAAUGUGUUGUUUCCGGUUCCCCAGCACAAGCAUAAAGAUCACGUUCACAGCCCUGUCCAACGACAAGAAGGAGCCAAGGAACGUGCCGGAAUCACCGGUCAAGCCCGUCCAACCCCAAAUUUCCCCGCUGACCAUAAACAUUCCUGACAACAUCGCCCACCUCAUGAGCCCACUGCCUUCACCCACUGGCACCAUCAGUGCUGCAAACUCCUGUCCAUCAAGUCCACGGGGGGCAGGUCUCUCUAGCUAUAGGACAGGUCGUGUUCUGGCCUCUGAUCUUAUAGGAGACAACUCCCAGUCGGAAAACGACAAGGAGGCCUCAGGUGAAGACAGCCCAAAGGAUGACUCCAAACCUCCAUAUUCAUAUGCACAACUUAUAGUUCAAGCGAUCACCAUGGCUCCAGACAAACAGCUUACACUGAAUGGAAUAUACACUCACAUCACCAAAAACUAUCCCUACUACAGGACCGCAGAUAAGGGCUGGCAGAACUCAAUCCGUCACAACCUGUCCCUGAAUCGGUAUUUCAUCAAAGUGGCCCGCUCUCAGGAGGAGCCAGGUAAAGGGUCCUUCUGGCGGAUCGACCCGUCAUCUGAAGGCAAGCUGAUAGAGCAAGCCUUCAGGAAGCGCAGGCCCAGGGGGGUGCCUUGCUUCAGGACCCCUGUAGGACCUCUAUCCUCCAGAAGUGCUCCAGCUUCUCCCAACCACACAGGGGCACUCUCAGCCCACUCGAGUGGGGUCCAGACACCAGAUAGCCUGUCCAGAGAAGGGUCCCCAGUUCCCAUGGAGCCAGAGCCACCCCCCCCACCGCCCCCCACUCAAACCACUACAGCCCAGCCUAAACUUGCUGUCAUCCAAGAGGCUCGCUUCGCGCAGAACUCCCCUGGCUCUCCACUAAACAGUCAGCCAGUCCUGAUUGCCGUUCAGCGCCAGAUGCCUCAAACGACCAUGAAGCCUGUGACCUACGCCAUGGCCACUCCAGCCAUUGUAACAACGUCAGUUAGCUCCGCCCCCGUCAUGCAGACUGUGCACGUUGUCCACCAGAUUCCAACAGUCACCAUGUCAACUGUCGGUGCUCAGUCUGCUGCUACAGUGAGCAAAGAACCUCAGGAGAAUGGAGGUGGGAUGCACCAAGAAGUCAAAGUGAAAGUGGAGCCUGUGCCAUCCAUCACAUCCUCAUCUAUAGGUGGAGUCAGUCGUAUUAUCCAGAGCUCGCAGUCUGCUCCAAUGACCACAGUUACAAUUGUGCAGCAAGCUCCUCUUGGUCAGCACCAGCUCCCAAUAAAAGCCAUCACACAGAAUGGGACUCAUCUAGUCCCCAUCAGUACUGCUGCUAAUGCAGCUAACCCUCUGCACCUCCUGGCGACCCACGCCUCAGCCUCGGCGUCCCUCCCCACCAAGAGGCAGAACGGAGAGCUGCAAGACCAACCGGAAACAAAGAGAGUGAAAACCGAAGAGGAAGAUGAGGGUGAAGCAGCAGCAGCAGCAGUAGUAGCAGCCUCCAAUGACAAGUGCGCCACGGACAGAGCUGGAGAAGGAGGAGUCAGUGAACAGGUCGGCAAUAAGUAGCCUCCCCCGACCUGAUCUUAAUCCUGACCCCCCCCUCACUCUCCAGUACACAUUGAGCCUCCACACUCUCACCUUUCUCCAUCCCACCUGGUUAUCAUCUUAUUUCAAGGGUGCCAAAAAGAGAAGAGAUGUGGAAACACAAAAGGAACUACAGAAUGUGCAAAAACCUCCUCUCUGACCCCCCGUAACCCUCUUCCUCCUUUUCUUUAUGACCACGAAAUAUGAUGCAAAAACUAGAGACCAAAUUGAAAAUGGAACUAAAAGAGUUGCUGAUGACUGUAAAACCCUAACGUUUGAGACCCAGAUGGCACGAAGCACAGCAAGAAAGAAAAACCCACACGGAAAGAAAAAAAAAACUAGACUCAUUAGACAAACAAGUCUUGAAGUUCCCCAAAGACAGAAAGGAGCGUCCUCCUGGUAGCAUUACAGACAAGCGCUUAACUGUGUCGGCUAGAAUAAAGCAACCACGUGAAAUCACCAGUAGUGUAUUCCACAACGGAAAGUUGUGUACGUACGUGUGGACAUUCCCAUGUUCGGCAGCUAGCCUCCAUGUCAACCUACCUAACCCAGUUGUGAGUAGAUAUGCAGUAUUCCGUCGUACAAGUGUAUCUGUGUAUCUUCUUUGAGUGUUUCUCUGUUUCCCAAGGCACAGAUACUAUCUAGUAAUAAUUAAGAAAAUUACAAGCUGAGUCAGCUCUUCAAAAACAUUUAAGCAUCACAACGUCACGUUGGGUCUUUUGUUUGUUUUUUUUACGUGGACUCUGUUCAGUAAAAUGAAUGUAAGUCUUUUUUUUUUUUUCUUCCAUUUGAAAGAACACUAUGGAGUGGAUGUUUCUCUCUUUCUCAUUCACACAAAUGAAAUUUCUUUAUCACUGUACAUCAACAGAUUUUUUCAUAUUUUGCAGAUAAACUAUGAGAUAAAAAGUAUAUUCCCAUGCGUAUUUGACCAUAAUGCUUCACAUCGAGCUUGCAUGUUACGGAUUUAGAGAAAAUGUACUUGAGCAGAUUUAUCUGAAUAUGGAACUGAAGAAAAUUUAGACUGAAUCUACGCUAUAUGAUUCUGACCAGUGCUGCACUUAACCCUAUUAGUUCUUUUUAAAAGAUUUUUUUUGCUUUUUUGUAUUUUUUUAUGUGCUCAGUUUUUUUUCCUUGUCAUCAUUGGCUGUUUGUUACUUUGUGUUGAAUUUGGCAGUCUCUUCGCUUGAUUACUUUAUUCUGUUCAGGCUAAAAAAGAAAGUCUAUUCAGAUUGUAUACUAUGUUAAACGAGGAAAAUCAAGUGAUCAGUGUUUGUUCUGCUUCAGUGGGAAAAUGCUUUUUUUUUAUAAAUUUAAUUUAAAACUCUUAA